Messenger RNA from Cyprinodon tularosa, 1351 nucleotides. RefSeq names its product neudesin neurotrophic factor (gene nenf). The record is from RefSeq and is a predicted model, not a curated record. Bases 48 to 530 code for a protein of 160 amino acids. NCBI's taxonomy places the organism in Eukaryota, Metazoa, Chordata, Actinopteri, Cyprinodontiformes, Cyprinodontidae. The transcript is spliced from 4 exons. Gene Ontology annotation, cellular component: membrane; endomembrane system.
GGCAGGAUGAGUUUCCGCACGAGCCCAGUCCAAACAACGUCCCUGCCAUGGCAACGGUGCAGGUCUGUGUCCUGUUUCUACUUCUUUCUGUGAGUUUGGCAGAAGAUGUGAAACUAAAAUACAAACCAGCUACAAAACCAGUUCGGCUUUUCACCGAGGAGGAACUCCAGAGAUAUGACGGCAGGGAGGAGGGCCAGCCUAUUUACAUGGCAAUAAAAGGUGUCGUGUUUGAUGUCUCCAAAGGGAAAGAGUUUUAUGGUAAAGAUGCUCCAUAUAACGCCCUGGUUGGGAAGGACUGCAGUCGAGCCGUGGCAAAGAUGUCUCUGAAGCCAGCAGACCUGACAUCAGAUACUACUGGCCUCACUGAGGAGCAGCUAAAGAGUCUGGAUAGUAUAUUUGAGGAAACGUACAAAGCCAAGUAUCCUAUUGUGGGUUACACUGCAGCACGUCUCCUGAACAAGGAUGGAAGCCCCAACGAAGACUUCAAACCAGAAGACCAGCCCCAUUUUCAAAUCAAAGAUGAGUUCUAGGUUCAAUUUAGGGUUUUCUACUCUACAUCUAAUAAUGAUGUAAAAGUGAGAAACAUAUUUUCAGGAGAAAAUAAAAAUAAAUUAUUCUUUAAAGAUCCUUUGAAUUUCUUUAUCCUCAAUUUCUUAUGUGUGGUGAAAGCUGGAGCUGUUUAUAGAAACUGGUCAUUUUACUCCUGUUUUUAUUUGUUUCAUAACCAACGUUUAACUGCACAAAAUGGAGCUGGCUGCACUGGUAAUGUCAUUUAGCUCACAUAUAUAGACAUUGUUAUGUACAUUUUAUAUGUAAUUUUACAAUAUUUCACAGUUACUUGUACAAAAGAUGUGACACCAAACACACACACAUAUAUAUAUAUAUUUAUGGUCUUCAGGAGCGGACUCUGCACUCUAAAAGACCUCAGUUUCCUCUGGAGGAAGAGUCUGCUCUGACCCAUUUUGUGGAGGGUCUCAGUGCUGUGGGUCCAGUCCAGCUUUUUGUUCAGGUAUUUAUAAGAUUCCACUAUCUCAAUGUCAAGUUCCUGGAUGUUCACCAGUGUCUGUGGGGUGGAUCUACUUCUGUGAAAGUCCUCCACUAGCUCCUUGGUUUUCUCUGGUAUUCAAAAACAAUAAAAAAUAACAUCGAUCCACCUUUCCAGAUGGAGCAAUCUUAAAAAGCACAAGUGAAAAUCUGAUCCCCUAAUUGUAGUUUCCAUUAGUUGAAAAGUGUUUAUUUUAGAUUAUCUUGUGGACCUGUAUAAUAUUAUGGAUACUGGAGCUUGACUGGGAUAGUUGAACGGCUCAAAGUGGAUGUCGUAAAAAUAUCCACAUUUUUAAAUCCAAAACUU